Molecule: messenger RNA, 9986 nt
Organism: Choloepus didactylus (southern two-toed sloth)
Lineage: Eukaryota; Metazoa; Chordata; Mammalia; Pilosa; Megalonychidae
Gene: RASAL2
Product: RAS protein activator like 2
Exons: 18
Coding region: 299-4549 (1416 amino acids)
Biological process (GO): regulation of GTPase activity
Source: RefSeq, a predicted model, not a curated record
AAAAAUGUAACCUACUGCAGGAAGUGAGAUGAUCUUUUGGAAAUCUUUACUUUCUCUGUACUCUGAAAAUUCUUUGCUUCAGGCAAGAGGUUUAUGGGUGCUGUGAAAUUUCGGAGAUCUGGGAAAGUGGAGUAAUAACAUGACACCAGCUCUUAAGCAGCAACAUCUGCUGUGGUUCAAAGCCACACAAAGAAAGCUGCUUAAGCAGUCGAAUAUUUUGGACUACGGGAACAAGUGUGGUUCAACGGCAAAGACUGCAGAGUAGAGAAAAAUUAAAGCUCAGAGAAGUUGUUGAAAAAUGGAGUCGUGGAAAAUGAGCAUCUUUAAGAGACAAACAUCACCUUGUCCUUCAAGGUAUCGAAGAUCUUUGUCAGAACCUGCUUAUGGAAAUUCAGAUACAGGAACAAGUUUAAAGAGUUAUCCAUGGUGUGGUCCAGUGAAGAACAAGAGGAAGAAAAAUGAACAUGCUUUUUCCAAUCUAGGGAAGCCACUGGGUGCUUAUCGGUGGCAAACACAUCCCAGCUUUAGAUGGAAAGGGGGCAAGAGGGAAAGAAUGCAAAAUCAUAAAGGAGAUGUGGAUGAACUGCAACGAAAGGUCUUCCCAAAGAUGGUUGGUAAUGAUACUUCUGCUAUUGAGGUCCUUGGAACAUCGGUAGAGAAGCUGAACCUGGUCAACACCCAGUCACUUCGGGUUCCAUUCACCAGAUCUAUUUCAGAGCCGGCACCCCACUGCAGUAUCAGAUUUGUUAGACCGUGGCCGACUUCAGUGGGGUCAGUGGAAUCUGAGCAGCAGGGAUAUUUCAUCCGUGGUAUUUUUUCUACUCUUUCCAAUGGCUUCUCCAGGAUGCUGAGUCUAAAAGGAGAAUCAACCAGUCAGUCAGUACGAGAAGAUGUCAAAGGGCCACCUACCCACCGUCUGUCUUGUGGUCAGUCACCGUACACUGAGACGACAACAUGGGAGCGGAAGUAUUGCAUCCUCACGGAUAGCCAAUUAGUGUUGCUCAACAAAGAGAAGGAGAUACCUGUGGAGGGGGGACAGGAGCAGCAGACAGAUUCCACCAAAGGGCGAUGUCUGAGAAGAACUGUCAGCGUCCCUUCCGAGGGUCAGUUUCCUGAGUACCCACCAGAGGGCACCACCAAACUGGAGGUUCCAGCAGAAAGGUCCCCCCGCAGAAGGAGUAUCUCAGGGACCAGUACGUCAGAGAAACCUAACUCCAUGGACACUGCAAAUACCUCACCCUUCAAAGUACCAGGGUUCUUCAGCAAGCGCCUGAAAGGCUCCAUCAAGAGGACCAAAAGCCAAUCAAAGCUUGACAGGAACACGAGCUUUCGGCUUCCAUCCCUUCGCAAUACAGAUGACAGGUCUCGUGGGCUGCCUAAACUAAAAGAGUCACGUUCCCAUGAAUCCUUGCUGAGUCCAUGCAGUGCAGUGGAAUGUCUGGAUCUUGGUAGAGGGGAGCCCGUAUCCGUGAAACCACUCCAUAGUAGCAUUCUUGGACAAGACUUCUGCUUUGAGGUUACCUACUUAAGUGGAAGUAAAUGCUUCAGCUGUAACUCUGCUUCAGAGAGAGAUAAGUGGAUGGAAAACCUUCGCAGAACAGUUCAACCAAAUAAGGACAAUUGCAGGCGAGCUGAAAAUGUUCUUCGUUUAUGGAUCAUUGAAGCCAAGGACCUUGCCCCUAAAAAGAAAUAUUUCUGUGAACUGUGCCUUGAUGAUAUUCUUUUUGCUCGUACAACCAGCAAGACCAAAGCAGACAAUAUUUUCUGGGGCGAACAUUUUGAAUUUUACAGCCUUCCACCUCUCCAUAGCAUCACAGUUCACAUUUAUAAGGAUGUAGAAAAGAAGAAAAAAAAGGACAAGAAUAAUUAUGUAGGGCUAGUCAAUAUCCCCACAGCCAGUGUGACUGGUCGUCAGUUUGUAGAAAAGUGGUAUCCAGUGAGUACACCUACACCCAACAAAGGAAAGACUGGAGGACCUUCUAUUCGGAUUAAAUCACGUUUUCAAACUAUCACCAUUCUGCCUAUGGAACAAUACAAAGAAUUUGCAGAAUUUGUCACCAGCAACUACACCAUGCUAUGUUCAGUCCUUGAACCAGUAAUUAGCGUGAGGAACAAAGAGGAAUUGGCCUGUGCCUUAGUGCACAUCCUUCAAAGUACUGGCAGAGCCAAGGAUUUUCUGACUGACUUGGUGAUGUCUGAGGUGGAUCGUUGUGGAGAGCAUGAUGUGUUGAUCUUCAGAGAGAACACCAUUGCCACCAAAUCCAUUGAGGAAUACCUCAAGUUGGUGGGACAGCAGUAUCUUCAUGAUGCAUUGGGGGAGUUCAUCAAAGCUCUUUAUGAGUCAGAUGAGAACUGUGAAGUGGAUCCCAGCAAAUGUUCAUCUAGUGAACUGAUAGAUCAUCAGAGCAACCUGAAAAUGUGCUGUGAGCUGGCUUUCUGCAAGAUCAUCAACUCUUAUUGUGUUUUCCCUCGUGAAUUGAAGGAAGUGUUUGCAUCAUGGAAGCAACAGUGCCUAAACCGAGGCAAGCAAGACAUCAGCGAAAGGCUCAUUAGUGCCUCAUUGUUUCUCCGUUUUCUGUGCCCAGCCAUUAUGUCUCCUAGUCUUUUCAACCUUAUGCAGGAGUAUCCUGAUGACCGUACAUCUCGGACUCUAACUCUUAUUGCAAAGGUCAUUCAGAACCUGGCCAACUUUGCCAAGUUUGGUAACAAAGAGGAAUACAUGGCAUUCAUGAAUGAUUUUUUAGAACACGAAUGGGGUGGAAUGAAGCGCUUUCUUUUGGAAAUCUCUAAUCCAGACACCAUCUCAAACACCCCAGGCUUUGAUGGGUACAUUGAUCUGGGCAGAGAGCUUUCAGUUUUGCAUUCCUUACUGUGGGAAGUAGUUUCCCAACUUGAUAAGGGUGAAAAUUCCUUCCUACAGGCGACCGUGGCAAAAUUGGGACCUCUCCCUCGUGUUCUUGCUGAUAUUACCAAGUCUCUGACUAAUCCUACGCCAAUACAACAGCAACUGAGACGUUUCACUGAGCAUAACUCCAGUCCAAAUGUCAGUGGAAGCCUCUCUGGGCUACAGAAAAUAUUUGAAGAUCCCACUGACAGUGAUCUGCAUAAACUAAAAUCUCCAAGCCAGGACAAUACAGAUAGCUAUUUCAGAGGGAAAACAUUAUUACUGGUUCAGCAAGCCUCCUCCCAGAGUAUGACUUAUUCUGAAAAGGAUGAGAAAGAAAGUAGCCUUCCUAAUGGUCGAAGCAUCUCCCUCAUGGACCUUCAGGACACUCACGCUGCUCAAGUGGAGCAUGCAUCUGUCAUGCUUGAUGUGCCUAUGCGCUUGACUGGAAGCCAGCUUUCCAUAACCCAGGUGGCCAGCAUCAAACAACUUCGGGAAACCCAGAGCACUCCCCAGAGUGCACCCCAAGUGAGAAGGCCCCUGCACCCAGCCUUGAACCAGCCUGGCAGCCUCCAGCCCUUGUCAUUCCAGAAUCCAGUCUAUCACCUCAAUAACCCAAUCCCAGCAAUGCCAAAGGCCUCUGUAGACUCCAGUUUGGAGAACCUAAGCACUGCCAGUUCCAGAAGCCAAAGUAACAGUGAAGACUUCAAACUCAGUGGACCCAGCAAUAGCAGCAUGGAAGAUUUCACCAAACGUAGCACUCAGAGUGAGGACUUCUCCAGGCGGCACACUGUGCCAGACAGACACAUACCUCUUGCUCUACCACGGCAAAAUAGUACUGGGCAGGCCCAGGUCCGAAAAAUGGACCAGGCUGGGUUAGGUGCCCGAGCCAAAGCCCCACCUUCUCUGCCACAUAGUGCUUCCUUACGUAGCACCGGGAGCAUGUCAGUGGCAUCUGCAGCCCUAAUGGCCGAACCUGUGCAGAAUGGGAGCCGGUCCCGGCAGCAGUCAUCUUCCUCCAGAGAGAGCCCUGUUCCCAAAGUGAGAGCAAUCCAACGGCAACAGACACAGAAGGUUCAGUCACCUGUGGACUCUGCCACAAUGUCCCCAGUAGAGAGGACAGCAGCCUGGGUUCUGAACAAUGGACAGUACGAAGAGGAUGUGGAAGAAACUGAGCAAAAUCAAGAUGAAGCCAAGCAUGCUGAGAAGUAUGAACAGGAAAUUACUAAACUGAAGGAGCGCCUGAGAGUGUCCAGCCGGCGGCUGGAGGAGUAUGAACGGCGGUUGUUGGUGCAGGAGCAGCAGAUGCAGAAGCUGCUGCUGGAAUACAAGACCCGACUGGAGGACAGCGAGGAGCGGCUGCGCAGGCAGCAGGAAGAGAAAGACAGCCAGAUGAAAAGCAUCAUCAGCAGGCUAAUGGCUGUGGAAGAGGAAUUGAAGAAGGAUCACGCUGAGAUGCAAGCAGUUAUUGAUGCAAAACAGAAAAUCAUUGAUGCGCAGGAAAAACGGAUCGUGUCCCUGGAUUCAGCCAACACCAGACUGAUGAGCGCGCUGACCCAAGUGAAGGAGCGGUACAGCAUGCAGGUCCGCAAUGGCAUCUCGCCCACCAAUCCCACCAAGCUUUCCAUCACGGAGAAUGGUGAAUUUAAGAACAGCAGCUGCUGACGGGCUUUACAAAUAGACCGACUGUGGAAGGAGACAGAAGGAAAUUCACCCACUCUCCUUUCCCCAGCCCUUUUCCCUACCCCUCCACGUUUACAGAAUGUUGCUACUUCAGAAUGGCAAUGUGGAGAGAAACUCUUGAAUGAAGAAAGGAACCUUGUCUUUCAGGGCAUAAGGCUAAGACUCCAAGGCCGAUGCUUUCCCCCCAUGUGUCUGUGUACAUAGGGAACUUAGUUCUGGGCCAUGUACAGAAAAUACCACUGUAAUAUACCAAAAGGAAGUUAAUAAUGUAGAUUACCUUUUUAAUUAUUGCUAUUUUUAUUAUUGUUUUCCUCUUGUUGAAAGCACUGCAAUUGUUAGAGGAGGAAAAGUAGGAAUUAUGUGUGAGAAAUGAGCCUAUGGGUUCAGUAGGUAGAGACCAAGCGUCUAACUGAUAGAAGCACAUGGAGUGCAAUAGGACAUUGUCAGAAUGAACUUUCAGGGAUUCAUCUGCCAGUCUAAAAACCCCACUCUGGCCCCUUGUCCUUUAGGAAAACAGGCAAAUACCAAGAUCCAAACUAAACAAUAAUUUACCCCACUGAUCAACCACGAUUGGUUCUUGUCAGACACUAAUCUGAUUUGGGGAUUUGCUAUCGCAGAGGACACAGAUAAGAGCUGUUGCAUCAAAACUGGACUUUAGGAGUGAUACUUAUUGAACUCCUGUCAAUAUGUUUAUUUCCUUCCGUCUACAACAAAUGGGAAUUUUCCAUUUCAGAUAGGGGACUCUUUUUUAACCCCAAUUGUAAUAAAGGGUAUUCUUUUUCCUCCUUAGAGUUUACAAAACUAAAUAUUUGCGUCUCUCCAUACUGUCUUCAUCUUCACAUGUCUUUACCAACAGGGUUGCUCUCCCCUGGAGAGAUGAUUCGAAUAUGUUAUCCAUAAGCCAUCCGAAAUAAACCCCCUUUCUUCCUCACAGAAAAGGGCUAACCAUACCAUAGCAGGAAUCUCUGAAUAUUUCCUAUUUAAAAAGAAAACAUUUUCUAUUUGCAAGUUACAAUUUUUGUUUGGGAUAAAGAUUUUGUCCAUUUUACUCAAAAUCUGUAGGCAGAGUAAUUUUAUCUGGAGCUUAACUUUUAAGUUGCUGCUUCUUCCUCUAUUCCCUCAGUAAAAUUUGGAAGGGAAAUCCAAAUCAGAAGUAUCACUCUUUUAAAAGUGAUGAUUACUCUUGUGACAAAAGAAAAAGUGAAAGUGUAAGGAUGGGCCAUUCAAAUUGUUAUUCUUAGGGGAAAUGAUUAAGCCCAUACCUUAGUUGACAGUUUCAGUAUUUGUCAUCCAUGGCUUUAUUGUAGGAAAUAUUGUAGGACAUAUUAUAGGACAAAAAAAGUCAAGGAAAUUAAUUUAUUUCUUUUUUCCCAGAGGUGUGAAAUGUCAUCUUGAACGCAACCUUGAUGAUCAGAAAUACGGAAUGUUACAUGCUAGACAGACAUUAUAUAUACAAAUAUAUAUACAUAUAUAUUCACACAUAUGUACAUAUAACUGCACAAAUAGGAAAAAUCCAUGCCUUCUAUGCUGUCAGGUGUAACGUAAAAGGUUUUGAAUCUCUUUAGUGAGGUCUAAGCAGUUGUUUUCCAUUCAGAAAGCAACAACCUUCCUCGAGCAAGUUAAUGAUGUUUAUUUUAAAUUAUAAACUUUAAGGAUAUUUAAAAAAGAAAAAGAGAGAAAAGCAAAAAAGACUUGAGGAGCUAUAUGCAUGGAGUGAGUGUUUCUACAUCACAGAAAAUUUCUAAGGGAACAAGAGGACAUUUAUAGUGUCCUCUCUGGAGUGAAGCCCAGACAGAGACACCAAACCUUCCUUUUCUCUGUGCCCAAGGCUUGCAUUCUGACCUCCUGAGCACUACUCUCUCUCGGUUGGAUCUAGGUGUUGGACCUGUGCAUUUCAGCAACCUCACCAUGGUCCCGUCCCCUUCAACUUUUUAAAACAUUUUCCUUAAUCACAGCUCCUGUUUCUACUAGACAGAGACUAAAACAGGAGCUUCUCCUUGUGCUUAUCAAUUGCCCUGCGUACUUCAUGCCCAGAUGUUUUGGCUUUUGUGCAUUUUCUUGACCCUUGGUAGUUAUCUUACAAAUUUUUAUCUCUUCCCUCCAAGCUGAGGGCACAGUAUGGUUCAUUUAUUUCAAUAGGAAACAAAGUUACUGAUUCUGAAGCAGCCCCCCCCCCCUUUUUUUUUGGCAGAGGAGAGAAAAUAAACAUAGGCCUGUUAUUAUUUGUGGCUAUUCUCAUCUCUAGCCAUGUUUAAUUCAUUCUUUGUAAAAGCCUUCAGUUGUGCAGCAGAAAACCUGAUAAAAGAAUAGUCAGUUUCAGUGGCUUUAAGUAUGUAAGGUGGGUGAUCUCUCGCAUUGUAGUUUAGAAACUCUCAAGUGUUGGUUAUGGAUUAUAGAGGGCUUUUAAGAUUACAUAUAUUGGGGAAGAGGAGAGAAAAAGUCAAAUGUUUUUUGAUGAAUACAGUAUGUCAUGUUAGCAUUAUGGGAGCUCCCUAGAGGACUAAAUACAUUGAAAAAUUAAAUACCCUAGGUAGAUUAUAUAGCCCUCUAUUAGCAAAGUAUCUUGAAUGAAGAAAAAAAGUAAAUACUAAUAAUAAUAAUAGGUAAAAUUAGAAGCGGAAAGUUUAGAAUUUUUGCCAGAUGUUAAAUUUUAGAUUAUCCUUGGAGCCUACUCCUAUCCAAAUCUGAGUAUUUCUUAGAGAAUGCUGCAAUCUAUAGAUUUUUUUUUAAUAUGAAAGAAAGCAACAACAGCUGAUAAUUAAUUUUUAUGGAGUUGUUGCUUAAUUUGACUUUUCUUUAGUCCAGUUGGGUGCUGGGAAAUUGUACAUGGUUGAAGAGAAGAAGAGAGAUUAAGAUAGCCGAGUCUUGCACUCCCUGUUUGACCCAACAUAUUACCACAUUGUGAGGUGCAAGAUAGAUGGGGUCAAAAAGAAUUUGGAAUUCAGGUGAAGUGCCUGCAAGGUGCUUGUGUAGCCCACUGCCAGAUUUGACUAUUAACAAGGACAGCUAAAUGUUGAUAGGAUUCAGGAAGAGAGUUUCAUAUUCCCCUUUUAUAUCACUGGAGCAAUAUGCUUUCUGGGCCUAAAUAGCCAAAGGAGUUACAGUUCAGUCAGGCCAUCAUAUUCCCUGAGUCUCUGCAAUAAAAAGCCUCUUUUUUUUUUUUUUUUUUUUGCACUAGUAACUAUAACAAACACUACAUUCCAGGCACUAGACCAAGGUACUGUUUGGGUCUAUGGCACUCUAUUGAUAAGGAAAAUGUGGUAAAAUUAGGUAAUCAUUUGUAAACAGUAAAAGCUCUUUGCUUUUUUCAUUUGGUAUCAAGUUGAUCAGAAUUAGCUUUCUCUGACUGAUCUGAUUCUACCUUUCCCUGUGAUGAUGUUUGACUGUGCUGUUUACAGUGAAAGAUAAAGUAAGAUAUGAGAAUUGGCUUGACUUUAGAAGUAAAGCUUUUCCAAUCUCAGCCUGCAGAGGUCCACCAGGUUGGGAGCAGAGUUCUUUUUUGGAAUUCCCGGAACAAGACAACUUCCCAGCAAGUGAGUCUGCAUUAGUGUUUGUUUUGCCUUCCAUCUAGGUUUAGUUCUAGUUAUCACCAGUUUGGAGUUCCUGAGAAAGCUGGUUGUGGGGCUGAGCUUGGGGAAGGAACCCUUUUCAGGGUUAUCUCAUUCCCUUCAUCUAUCCCACUGUGACCCGGAGCCCCAGGUAGAUAGUUGCCUCCUCACCGUCUAUCUAGGAGCCAAGAAUUUGGAAUACUUUGUUUUUUAUCACUAUGUCAAUUGAAAGGACCUACUUAGCUAGUUUUUUUAAAAAAUAAGAAAUAUUUGGGUAUUAAAUUUUUAAAUAGAAUCUCGUUUGAAUGAUUGUUACUAGUUCUAGAAGCAUUAUCUUGUUGUCAUAACCCAGCUCUGAAUGCUCUUGUAUUUAGGAAGGACAAAAGUGAUAAAAUUUGCAUGAGAUUAGAAUAAAUAUCUCAUGAAGAGUGAAAGAACCUGAGGAAGAUCCGUGAUCCAAAAAGGGAACUAAUACAUAGCCUACUCGGUAGCCCACAGGUUCAAAGGAAAUAAAAGAGGAUUAUAUCCCUUGCCUGCUCUUAAAAUACACAGAUAUAUGGAAUGACAGUUUCUGCAGACAACAUGUGGUCACGCACACAGAACACACGAUUCCUAGGGCUUCCUUUUUCUGAAUGUUAAUCCAUUUUAUAGAGCAAUAAUCCCCAAAAUUUCUUGAAUUUGUAAGAUUUUAUGACAGUCCCUCUUUCUUCUUCAGAAUGUACAAUAUGUGUUAUAUGUAUUCAUAUAUGUUAAAGUGACUUGAAAUUGAUUUAGUUUGACAUCUCGAGAACCCUAGAUAUCGUUAUUGAUACCAUGGGAGGUCACUGAAGGAAAGCUGAAUAUCACUGAUCUGAGAACAGGAUCCAGAAAGAACUGGCUAUGGUUACUGAUCAGUUAUUCCUCAGGUGUUUGAGUAACCAACCCAACCAGACUUGGCAAAUGCAGAGUCACUCAAGGAAAGGAAAGUGAAAGGUUUUGCCCAUAUUUCAGCAUGCAUUUUAAUUUCCUACUCAAUUUUUAUUUUUCAUUCAAAUGCCCUCAUUUUUCCCUAGGAAUUUUUUAGUUUGGGAUUUAAAACAGAUUUAUCUUUUGCUGUAGAGAAAUUCCCUUAAAAGCUUUGUUUUUGAGAUAUCUUUCAUCUGUAUGUGGGUGCAAAUGUUUAUGUAUAAAACUCAGAUUUAUGUCAUUUCUAAACCCCCAAGGGAAAAAAUUCAAUUUCCCCCUUCACCAAAAGGUUAAAUACUAAUGAACUCAAUGACCUAGACUAUCCUGUGGAAAAGGUAAACUAAAUUAUAAGGUUACAUUUUGACUGGUGCUUAGACACUUCCUAGUUAUACUAAAAUUAAUUCAAGCAGACAAUGCAUUAACCUGAAUCACACCUGUGAGGAAUUUACCUUCUAAAAUUUGAUUUUUUUUUUCUCAUUUCCAGGGCCUUAAUAAGAGUAUAUGAAUACACAUGACUAUUUUAUGGUAGCUCUAAAUAAUUUAUUUUUUAUUUCAAGAGAGAGAAAUACACCUAGGAAAAACAAAACCCAAGAUUUUAUUUUAUUUUUAAAGCCAUAUUUUUGUGCUAGUAGCACUUAGAUUGUUCCAUAUGUGAGAUCCAUAUCUGCAUUUCAUCACCUGGGUUUGUUCUAAAGAAGAUUUAUUUUUGUUCUGUGAAUAAUUUUUGAUGGUUCUUGUACAUGUACAGAUAUAGAUACAUUUGAGGUCUUUUAUUGAUAUUCCUACAAAGAAUACAAAUAAACUUUAACUUUAAACAUUUCAGAUUAAGUUGCUACUGUAUUUGACAUUACUACCUGACUUUUAGCACAUAUCUUGAUGUUUAGUACACUUGGAGAAAAACAAUAAACUAGCUCAUGGCUGGUAAA